CAGCUUUUCAUAUUUUCUUUCUGUGUCUCUUUCAGCUGUGCUGGAGUGUGUAGAUAUGAAGGAAAAGGUGGAAUGUGUUCCAUUCGUCUAAGUGAGCCGCUCCUAAAGUUAAGACCAAGGAAGGAUCUUGUUGAGACACUGUUGCAUGAAAUGAUCCAUGCCCUGCUUUUUGUUACUAAUAAUGACAAAGAUCGUGAAUCUCACGGACCAGAGUUCUGCAAACACAUGCGUCGCAUUAAUCGCUUGACUGGAGCCAAUGUCACAAUCUAUCAUACUUUUCAUGAUGAGGUGGAUUUGUACCGCCAGCACUGGUGGCGAUGCAAUGGCCCCUGUCAAAAUAGAAAACCUUACUUUGGAUAUGUGAAACGUUCAAUGAAUAGAGCACCCUCUGCACGAGACUUUUGGUGGGCUCAGCAUCAAGAGACGUGUGGAGGUACAUUCACAAAAGUGAAGGAGCCAGAGAACUUCUCUAAGAAAUCCAAGGAGAAAACCCAGCCAGCAAAACUUCCAAAUUCAGAGUUAACUAGCAAAGGCAAGACACAAACACAUGAUACGCAAGAUCUGAUGCCUUUUAGUGGAAAGGGAUAUCGGCUUGGAGGAGGAGACAGUGGUCUUUCAGAAAAAAGCACAGAUUCCAGCAGCAGUGUUAGAAACAGUGAAACACCUGGUUCACAGCAUCGCUCAACACUAAAGACAAUACCAAUCCCGAAAAAUGAGAUAAAAUUUGAAAAAUCGCCCCGUAGUGGCAUCUUCUUUCCACUUUAUGCUGAUGAUGCCAGUGAGAAAAUCAACUUAGCUUCAAAGCGCGAGUUUCCUAAACCCUCUGUUGCUAAUACAAAAGCUUACAAGAAUGUCAGUGGAUCGCCUAUCAAAAUUGCUCGUGUUACAGAAGAAAAAUCAAACCAAGGUUCUGCAAAUGGCAAGAGGGUUAUGCCACUUUAUAACAGGCCACCGAAACAAAUUUGUUUUGAGCAGGAAACAACAGCCCAGGUUGCAUCUGAGAAAAAAAGCUCGGAACGUACUAAUGCACUGCAGCAAUGGCCAAAAAUGGAAGACAAAACUGCCUUUGAAAACUAUUUCAUUAAAAAGGGGAGUACUGAUGUCACUUUAAGUAUAAAUACACCUAUGAAAACCAAAGCUGAAUCUACAGUGUCCUCUGCAAGUUCCAGCACUGCUGUAAGGCAGGAUAAAAAAGUCAGUUGUCCUGUUUGCCAGACAGAGGUUUUGGAGUCAAAAAUAAAUGAACACCUUGAUUCUUGUCUUGCAUAAAACCUUUCGGAAAGCUGUCUCAAAAAGAUAAAACAGGGCUGAAAACGUGGCUUGAAAACUACUUUGCUCAGGGUUUGCUUAGCUGUGGUUAGUUCCCUGUGUGCCUGUUCUGAACUGGAAUUUAAACUACUGUCAGCACGCUGAACAACAAGUUUUGUGGAGUUGCACAUGGGUGCUGACUAGGAAGCUAGCUGCUACUUGUGGUCCAAAGAACUGAAUACUCACGUUUCAGUAGGUGGAUGUUUGUGCUGACGUUCUUGCUGCAGAAUCUGGGUAAUACAAGAGAAGGUGGAUACUUGCUGAACUGCGUGUUUUCAAGGCAGUUUUUAAAAUUAAGACAUUUUUAAUCCUGCUAAUUUAUCUUUGUUCUUAAGACCCCUUUGUUGUUUGGGUUUUUUUAAGUGUUUUUGGCCAUUCUUAACCACCUAUAAUAGAUAAGAACUCUUCUGUUUACUGCAAUGUAAUUAAGUGGCGUGUAUUUUUAGAGUAGUAAAUAUUUUGCAUAAGCCACAAUUACACUCUCAGGUGGUUCUUCUCACCCGUGACCUUUUUGAAAAGAUAGGCGAGAGUGAGAAUCUCAAAUACGGGCUUUUGUCAAAGAUGGAAGAGGCACGAGCAUCAAAAACAUAGCAAAGCAUCCAUUUAGGUUUAAUGGGUGGAUUGUAGCAGGAAAAGAGAAAAUCCAGAAGGGCAAUGAAGGUGCGAGGAAAUCAAGCACAAGAUAACUUGGUAGAUGAGGAGAACGCUCUACCCUUAAGGGCUAAUUAAAAAAAAAAAAAAUCAUUUUGAGGAGCUUGCUUUCAAAAAGGAUUUAAAAAUUAGCUAUACUGUUAAAAGUUGGAGUGGUCAAAUGGAAGCUAACUUCAAAUGGAAGCUAACUGCAAA
This is a messenger RNA of Pygoscelis adeliae (Adelie penguin), 2154 nucleotides long. It is a transcript of the gene SPRTN, whose product is annotated as SprT-like N-terminal domain. Gene Ontology annotation, biological process: DNA repair. NCBI's taxonomy places the organism in Eukaryota, Metazoa, Chordata, Aves, Sphenisciformes, Spheniscidae. The transcript has 7 exons. The record is from RefSeq and is a predicted model, not a curated record. Gene Ontology annotation, molecular function: metalloendopeptidase activity; single-stranded DNA binding; polyubiquitin modification-dependent protein binding. Gene Ontology annotation, cellular component: nucleus. Bases 73 to 1269 code for a protein of 398 amino acids.